Messenger RNA from Porites evermanni, 2563 nucleotides. Lineage: Eukaryota; Metazoa; Cnidaria; Anthozoa; Scleractinia; Poritidae. The record is from the annotation of a GenBank genome assembly.
CAGGUCAGAAGAUUUCAAGAUGACCGUUUCUGCAGCGAAUUGGCCCUCUGAGCAUUCAAAGGUAAAGAAGAAAAUUUUGCUAAGCUUUUCGUAUCUCUUUUUUGUGACCAGGCCCCCAAUUUUCGUUUACGGCGCCUAUUUUCUUAUUUCACAGAAGCAUCUGCGAGAUAUUCUUAAAUCAGAUGGACUUGGUAAUCAUUCCAGUGAACUUAAGUAAGUAUUGAACGAGAUGACACAUUAUGGUUUAUUUCAUAGUGGUUUACUUAAUUGAAACCUAAAACAGAUUUGAGUGAAAAGAAAGAAAUAUAAUACCCACAGGUGCAAUCGGCGGUAGCGAGUCGGUCUCCUAUUUUGCUUCAUUGUCUCAUAAAAAAAUCAUCUUGAGCUUCACUAAUAUUAGUAUUAUUUUUUUUUUGUGAGUGUGUGCAAUUUCUGUCAAUGACUUUUUUAUCCCUUAUUUAUCGCUUUGCUUCAAUUUUACAAAUUGACCAAUUUUUCAUUAGAAAGAAAAAUGGAACACUUUUUAUUCUUUUCUUUUGCAGUUUAAACUUUCUGAAAUUGAAAGUAUAUUACGGGCAGCUAAACUUUGAAGUUCUAGAUGAAGAGUAUGCAUAUACUGUAAGGAACUAUUCAUUCUAAUUUCUUAUUAUUCAGGCAAAUCCUAGUCUCCUAUCGCUGCCGUUCUUUGUGUGGUCACGCAAAGCUCUCCACACAAACAGGAAGGAGGAGAGUCGGGGAAAACGUUGAGUGAGCGUUGCGUGCGUGUCCAUACAAAAUGGAGGCAAAUCACUAAUAAGGAAGUAACAAAUACAUUUAAGAAAUACCCUGUUGAGUGGUACGUCCCCGUUGUAGCCCCAUUCUAAUCACGGAAAUUAGGGGGCUUAACAUGUUACGACAACUGCGACGGUAAUAAGGACGGCUGAAAGGCAUUAGGUUUAGAUUGGCAAAACAACAAAUCUGCACGCUUUUUUGUACAUUUUUUUGCCGUCUCUGCUUGACAUAAAAGAGCCUAAUUUCACGUUUUGUAGAGAGCGUGAACACUGGAGCAACGAUUUUCUUUUUCUUUCUUGAAUUUCAGUACAGUCUUUUAGAAUUCAACUCCAGGAAAAUUUGCCAAAAUUUGACGAAUUGCAUUGACCGAGAUGGAAUACACACGAUAACGUUUGAGACAGCGCCAAUUUACAAGUUAGGUGACGAUUUCGUAGCCGUCACCGUUGUUGUUGCUUACUGGCUCCCUAAUAUGGAUGUACUGAUAUAGAUCUUGAAUAAUGUUUAAUAAGUAAUUAGUUGAUUAAGGUAACCUUUUAAAUCUCACCGAGGCCUUGUUCGCAUUAGGACGAAAAAUAAUCACCAACUUUUCGUUUUUUUGCAACCUUGUUCACAUAUGAGACGCGAAAUUUUUCGUAUGACCAGAAAGGUCAAUUGAAGGAAGUGUUUUUUGGAGGAUGACCUGACGAGGGACAGAUGUCAAUGAACAAAGGAUUUUCCUGUCUGACAAAAAAUUGUCGGCCUUUGAAGUUUGGUAACAGCUGGCGAUUGCGAAAAUUUUGGUACGGAACCCUGUUAAUACGGUCACCAAUGGGCCAAAAACAUUUGGCCGUAUUAACGAGGUGACCGUGUUGACGAGAGUUUUUUUUUUUUUUCAAAGAAAAUGAAUGGUCGUUUUGCCGGGCGGCCAAAAAAAGUGGCCCCAAUAACGAGGUGACCGUAUUACCGAAGUGGCCAUAAGGCGGGGUUCCACUGUAGGUGAGAAAAAUCGUUCGCACUAGAAAUGGCUACCUGUUAGCAGAUUUUUUUGCAAAACAAACAAACUUUUGUGAACAGGGCCUAUGGCGGAGGAGACUAAAGAGUAGCACAAGGGGUGACACUGAAGCAGUUGUUAUAAGUAGACUGAGGUAAAAAGGUAAAGGCGCACACGAGCCAAAGAACCAAAUGGCGGGAGCGUAUUCCGGGUUUCCUUAACAAAAAGCAGGCCUAGGAGUAAUGCUUCACCCCUGGACGAAAUGCUAGUCCAUCGUAGGGUUACCCCACCCCCUCCCUCCCCACCCCAGCAUUAUGUCGCCGGUAUCCAUUUAUACACCUGGACACCUGGGCCGGGUCGUUCAAAGCUGCGUUAAGAUAAGCCAGGGUUAGUACGAAAUUUAAAUUCAGAUAUGAAAGCUUAAAAAGCAAAGUCAUUUAAUUCUUUUUGUCUACACUUUGGUGGUUGGAUGCUCUAGAAAAUUGAGAAAAUUAUUCGAGAAAAAGAAAGGUGGAUUAGAAUUAAAACCCCGGGUAAGCGCUAAUCCCAUCGGCUUUCAAACAACAGCGCCCUGGGUGAAGAGAGACAAAGGAGAGUAAAGUUCCUUGUCUAAGGAAACAACGCGGCGGGCGAGGCUUGAACCCCGGCCCUCCAGAUCCGGAGUUGGAAGUGUUAACCGCUCGGCCAUACACGCCUCCUCGAAGGGUUUAAGUACAGUUAGUUAAUGUCUCAAAUGUUUCUUGACAUCAACAGUUUGCACGCUUUCUGUCCGACAUUGGUGGCAUCAUGGGAAUGUGGAUUGGUAUCUCAGCGCUGACGUGU